This is a messenger RNA of Chenopodium quinoa (quinoa), 2807 nucleotides long. RefSeq lists its product as uncharacterized. Bases 456 to 2324 code for a protein of 622 amino acids. NCBI's taxonomy places the organism in Eukaryota, Viridiplantae, Streptophyta, Magnoliopsida, Caryophyllales, Amaranthaceae. The transcript is spliced from 10 exons. The record is from RefSeq and is a predicted model, not a curated record.
UAUCCAUAAUAACAAUAUAAAUCAGAUGAGGCAGGUGAUUAGGCAAUAUAAUUAUGAAUAAAUUCAUUCAAAAAACACAAAAAUGAGGUUAGUAUAGCAGCCGAAGCCAGCACACAUUAAGCAAAGAAUCCUCAACAAACAAUUAUAUUAUCUCACCACAACAUUACACUGUAAUAGAGAACUCAUUUAUUUAUUAAAUUAAAUAAAUAAAUAAAAAGAUAAUGUUAAUCUAAAUUUGUCAUUUUAUGAUUAGACUCACUCUAAUAUCUGCAAAACCCCUGUAGCACGGAAAGACAUACUCAGAGAGUCGCUACUAUAUAUAAAUUCCAACCCUCCCAAAAUUACAACUUUCUCAACUUUAAAAAAUAAAUUUAAAAAACCCAAAACCCAACGGAAAAAAACUCCGGCGUUAUUUUCCGUCGGAAAAAUUGAAAGAAGAGAGAGAAACAACGAAAAUGGUGUUACAGAGGAAUAUUGGUAACAAUAAUAAUAACAAACAUCAAUUUCAACAACCAUUGCUCUGCUUUCUCUCGUUAAUCCGUCAUUCUCUCUCUUCUUCUUCGCCGAAGAAAUCUGGCAUCUCCGCCGCCGCCGCCGGUGGUAGUGUCUUCAUCAUUCGCCGGAAUAGUUACCGUUAUCGUUAUCAUCAUCAUCGUCAUCGCCGGAUUUUUUUGCCUGUUUUGUUUGGUUUGCUCUUUGUUUUUGUUGUCUCUUUCUCUCUCCUCUCUCUUCCUUUUUCCGACCGCCGCCAUAACCACCACCACCUUGAUGAUGAUUUGAUUGAUGACUAUACGAAGAGUGGCGUUGUAAGUCUACGACGUGAUCUUUGGAGCACGAAUUCGUCGGGAUUGUACUAUGGUUGCAGCAAUGUCAGCAAUAAAUUUCUCUCGGCGGAUGAGAAGACUGAACCUGAUAGAUACUUGUUAAUUUCGACAAGCGGAGGAUUAAAUCAACAAAGAACAGGGAUUACAGAUGCCGUUGUUGCUGCCUAUAUCUUAAAUGCCACACUUAUCGUUCCCAAUCUGGACCAGAAAUCUUACUGGAAGGAUGCAAGUGAUUUUGGCGACAUAUUUGAUGUUGAUUGGUUUAUAUCAUUUCUUUCGAAUGAUGUCAAAAUUCUAAAGCAGCUUCCAAUGGUCGGAGGAAAGGUUCUUACUCCAGUCCGCACUCGAGUUCCUAGGAAGUCCAGUCCUAAAUACUACCUGAAUCGAAUCUUACCCCUUCUCAAAAAGAAGCAUGCUGUACAGCUGACAAAAUUUGAUUACAGGCUAUCAAAUGUCCUGGAGACAGAUUUACAAAAGCUAAGAUGUAGGGUUAAUUACCAUGCUUUAAAGUUCACUGAUCCCAUUGUUGAGAUGGGAAGAAAGCUAGUUGAAAGAAUGAGGAUGAGAAGUGAACAUUUUAUUGCCCUGCACUUGAGGUUUGAGCCUGACAUGCUUGCAUUCUCGGGUUGUGAUUAUGGUGGUGGAGAGAAAGAAAAGGCAGAACUUGGUGCGAUACGAAAACGGUGGAAAACAUUACAUAAAAGUAACCCUGACAAGCAGAGAAGGCAGGGAAAAUGCCCACUCACUCCAGAGGAAGUUGGUCUCAUGCUGAGAGCACUUGGCUACAACAGUGAUGUACAUAUAUACGUGGCAUCUGGAGAGGUCUAUGGUGGAGAAGAUACUUUGGCACCUCUUAGGGCGCUCUUCCCUAAUUUCCAUUCUAAAGACACUCUAGCCAGUCAGGAGGAGCUGGCACCAUUUGCACCAUAUUCUGCUCGGAUGGCUGCUUUAGAUUUCAUCGUUUCUGAUGAGAGUGAUGUAUUUGUUACCAAUAACAAUGGUAACAUGGCCAGGAUUUUAGCAGGAAGAAGGAGAUACUAUGGUCACAAGCCUACUAUACGCCCAAAUGCUAAAAAGAUAUCCCGUCUGUUCUUGAACCUGAACAAUAUGACGUGGGAAGGGUUUGCUUUGGGAAUUAGAACUCAUCAGGUCGGCUUUAUGGGUGAACCAAAAGAGGUAAAACCAGGAAAAGGCGAGUUCCAUGAAAAUCCUUCGUCUUGCAUUUGUGAAAGCUCCUUGCCCAACAUUCCAGUCUAUGAUCUUCAGGAUAAUCCAGCCACCAUGUAUCAGAAAGGGAAAGAAUAUAGCACAGGAGGUUUCGAUACAGGUGAAAUAAAUGAUUACCAGAAUAUUGAGGAUGAACAAGAAUUGGCUGAUCAAGAAGAUUUAGAUAAUGAAAAUAACCUCCCAGAAAGAGAACUGCCUCGCGGCAUUAAUAGGGAUCCAAAUACUAUCCUGACAUCGGAUCAACCAGAACUAGAGGAGUUCCUUUCAGAUUAAAUGGCUCAGAAAAAUUACCUUUCUUAGCAGCUUCUCUGUUCUUCACCUGGUCCUAUCGUAACUGAAUUUGUCUUGCAUUGAUUUGAGCAGCAGACAGCAGCGACGUGUGAAUACAACUUGUACAGAAUGGCCUUUCCUGGCUAGCACAGAAGAAAGUUCCAGUUUCGACUUCCCGGUUUCUGUAAAUGACAAAGUGUUUGAGCCUCAAGAUAAGCUUGUACAUUAGAGGCAACUGAAUAUACAAAGUGAAAAUUUUCUCAGGGCAGUUUUUUUUUUUUACCAAUUUUUUGCUUUUAGUUCUGGUCUAGUGUUAAAAGGGGUUAUACUUUUCUCAAGGUAGCAUUUGAUACAGGAUAGACUAGCAAAGAGAAAUUAUAGGACUUACACAGAAUUUUAUUAUUUUGGAAAACAUACAUGUAAAUCAGUACAUGUUUAUAAUCUUUAUAUACAAAAAUAUAUCGGUGUGAAAAUUACUCCGUACUA